AUGCCCUCAGCUAUCGGAUCCACGUCUAACUUCCGAGCACGCACACGUCCGAGGCCAAAACGCCAGGAUCCGUCCUCCGCGAUAAACGAUGCGACUGGGUCUCUGGGCUCUUUGACGGGUACUGCAGCCGAUCCUGGAUCGACGAGUAAUGGAGAUACCUCGAGUGGAGGGAGCAGUGCUGAUCCCAACAGUGGAUCGACCACGGAUAAUGGUGAAUCUGCGACGACGACGCAAGGGCCUACGUCGCAGCCACCGGACACUACUAUCACUACGACUACCUCCAAUCCGCCAGAUACUACCACGACGACGUCCAACCCUCCGACCACCACCACCUCCACCACUCCUCCGUCGACGACUACCACCCAGCCACCGUCUACUACUACCACCAGUCCCACAUCGACCACCCCAACCUCGACCACACAAUCGAAUACAUCCUCCACCGUGACAUCCACCUCGCCCAUUUCAACGGCCACCUCCUCCGCGUCCUCUUCCGGAUCGAGUUCGAGUUCAAGUUCGAGUGACAGUUCGAGUUCGGCCUCUUCGUCCUCGUCUGCGAGCAGUCUUACGCCCACUGGGAAUGAAGUCCUCACCACCUUCACUUCCUAUGUCUCUACUGAGAUCAACGGGACGCCAACCUCCGCCGCAACAGUAUUCACCUCCCUCGUCGCCCCCUCCCCCACCUCCUCAAUCUCAAGCACAAAACUAACAACAAUAAUCGCCCCCACCGUCUCCGUCAUCAUCUUCCUUGUCGUCCUUCUCUCCUCCGUGUUUUGGUGGAGAAGACGAGCGAGAAGGAGGAGGUAUGCGAGUCUUUUGAAAGAGACGGGCAGGAGGAGUAGGACGGGGUUUUUGGAUGGGGAGGAGAUGGGGGAGGUGGGGAGGGGUGGAGGUGGGACGCGGGGUGAAAGAGGGAUACCGACGUUGCCGGUGUUGAGUGGGGUAGGGGAUGAUGGGAGGGGAACGUAUGAGCGUACGAGGACACAUAGUGGUACGCCGGGUGGGAGCGGAAGUGUGGGAUGGAUACCUAGCGACCCCUUCGCUGGAACACCUCGAGGCAUGGGGCCACAGCUCCCUCCGCCACCAGGCUCGUCUCUCUAUUCCGACGCUCCGUCUUCUUCUUCCCAUCCCCAUCCAAACCAACCACCACCUACAUACCCCUACCCCUCCGCCACCGCCCCUGCGAACGUCUCCCCAACGUCGGCCUCCGCCUCCCAAACACACUCCCAAACGUCCCCAACCCUCCCACCCCGCCUCUUCCGCGCCCGCGCCUCCGAAUCAGGAUCCAUCUUCCAAGAAGAAGUCUGGCCUCCCCCUAACCCCGGUUCGAGACUUAAAGAUCCGCUUGUGAAUGUGGGAGGGGCGGGGAGUGAGCUUAGUGUGGGGAGUAUUGUGGAUACUGUGAUGGGGCCCGGUGGUGGCACAGCGGGUGGGUCAGGAGCGGGAGGGGCAGGAGUGGGAGGGGCGAAUACGAGUAGGUUGAGAGGCGGGGCGGGAGGUGGGGUGUUUGGAGAGUCGAGUUGGUCGUUGGCGGAAUCGGGGACGAGUCUUAGAGCUGCGUCGGCGGGGAGGAGGGAUAGUAUUUCGUCGGAUACGCAGCUCAUUCCUGCACCACCGGCGUCGGGGUCUUAUGGACAUGAAUCCAGAACGGGCAGUGCACACGCGUACCCGAGCUCCCCAUCCCCGCUUGGGUCGCCGCCGUUACAAUUGCAGAGACCGCUUUCGCCGACGUCACCCACUUCUCCCAGGACUUCUACCACUAAUGCACCGAGGACGGAGUCGCCGUUGGGUUUACGUGGCAAUAAUCAUAAUACACCGGGAAGUAAUAACAGUAGACCGGGAAGUCCGGAGAGUUUGGGGAGUCCGACGAGUUUGAGGGGCGCGUAUGGGUUUGGGUAUGCGGGGGGGUUGGCGUUGGGGGUUACGAAUCCGGAUAGGGAGAGGGAGAGGGAGGGGAGUGGGGGGGUUGUUAGUCCGGGUGCGGAGGAGAAGGCGGGGGCGGGGAAAGCGGGAGGAGGGGGGAAUUGGUUGGGGAGGAGUGUGAGGAAGUGA
Messenger RNA from Stereum hirsutum FP-91666 SS1, 2049 nucleotides. RefSeq lists its product as uncharacterized. Lineage: Eukaryota; Fungi; Basidiomycota; Agaricomycetes; Russulales; Stereaceae. The transcript is spliced from 3 exons. Bases 1 to 2049 code for a protein of 682 amino acids. The record is from RefSeq and is a predicted model, not a curated record.